AUGGUUCAUCCUCAAAAUUUGUCACUCGAUGUUAUUGGAUUGGUUGUUGCUGUUGGGGAAAUGGCAAGAGAAAGCACUGAGAAGUCCAAACACAAGAUUCACAUCCAUAUCCAGAAUGAAAAUGGUUUGGAAAUACGCUUGGCUUUGUGGGGUGAUUAUGCGUACCAAAUGCAAGAGUAUAUACAAGACAAUCCACACAAUCUUCAAAUCAUUGUUAUACUUCAGUUUGCGCAAAUUAAUGUUUGGAGAGAUCGCCCCAGUGUCAACACCUACUAUACAUCCUCAAGAUUGUUCAUUAACUCCGACAUAGAUGAAAUUUCUGUUUUCAAGAAAAGGUAA
Molecule: messenger RNA, 339 nt
Organism: Lactuca saligna
Lineage: Eukaryota; Viridiplantae; Streptophyta; Magnoliopsida; Asterales; Asteraceae
Source: the annotation of a GenBank genome assembly